Molecule: messenger RNA, 3592 nt
Organism: Phaeodactylum tricornutum CCAP 1055/1
Lineage: Eukaryota; Bacillariophyta; Bacillariophyceae; Surirellales; Neidiaceae
Exons: 10
Coding region: 1-3561 (1186 amino acids)
Cellular component (GO): membrane
Molecular function (GO): ATP binding; ATP hydrolysis activity; ABC-type transporter activity
Source: RefSeq, a predicted model, not a curated record
AUGCAACGCCCCAUUAUCCAAGAUGUUUCGUUGUGCUUGCAGCCGGGCAAAAAUUAUCUCGUAUUGGGGCCUCCCGCUUCGGGCAAGUCAACCUUGCUCAAAGCGAUCGCGGGGCAGCUGAAAUCAUCGUCGACGGAAAAACUGGAAGGCCAGAUACUGUAUAAUGGACGGGAGUUGGAGCAGUGGUACAUUGAAAAUGCCUUUGCUUACAUUGAUCAACUAGACAAGCACGCACCACGGUUGACGGUCGACGAGACGUUCGAAUUUUCUUUUCAAUGUAAAACCGGAGGCACAUUUCAGCAAGCUCAGGAUCCACGCGUUUUGCAGGACCCCAAAGUUAUGACAGCGAUACAAGAAGCCGACCGGAGCAGACUCGGUGUGAAUAUGGUCUUGGCGAGUCUAGGGUUGACGGAAGUUCGCGAUACGUUUGUGGGGAACACUGCCGUUCGUGGGGUUAGUGGAGGCCAACGGCGGCGAGUGACCGUGGGGGAAAUGAUUACGUCUCGUCAACCUGUCCUUUGCGGUGACGAAAUUUCGACUGGUUUGGAUGCUGCGUCCACCUUUGACAUGGUGCAAGUACUCACUCACUUUGGAAAACUAGCGCAAAUGACACGAGUCUUUGCUCUGCUGCAGCCGAGUCCCGAGACUUUCAGUCUUUUCGACGAGAUCAUACUCGUGUCGGAAGGCUUGAUUUUGUAUGCUGGACCAAUCGACGAGGUAGAGGAUUACUUCGCUGAGCUUGGCUAUCGAUCUCCACAGUUCAUGGAUGUCGCUGACUUUCUACAAACGGUUUCUACCGAGGACGGUAAGAAACUGUAUCACCCUCAUGGAAGCAUUGUCUCGCAGCUUACCUUGUUGAAGCAAGUGAAGAAAAAGUACGCCAACUCCUUCUUUCGAAAUACGUGGUUGAAUCUGAAACGAUUCUUGUUGUUGUGGACGAGGGAUAAAAGAGUGAUUUUCGCCAGUGCAGUCAAGAACAUAUUGAUGGGUGUCAGUGUUGGCGGAGUAUUCCGCGACGUCGAUGACGAAGUCUCUAUUUUAGGGGCUCUUUUUCAAUCAGGUCUUUUUAUCAUGCUCGGGGCAAUGCAAAGUGCAUCUGGGCUAGUAAACGACCGCGUUAUCUUUUAUAAGCAAAUGGACGCCAAUUUCUUCUCGUCGUGGCCCUACACGCUGGGAAGAACUUUGGCAGGAUUCCCACAGACCAUCAUGGAUGUCUUCACGUUUGGGACAAUUCUUUACUUUAUGGUUGGACUUAGCGAUCGAGCUGUGACCGAAUAUUUCUUGUUUAUUGCAAUUUUAAUGACUUUUGCAAUGAUGAUGAAUAUGCAGCUAGCAGUGUUUGCAUCGUUCGCUCCAGACUCUCAGCUGCAAGUCUACAGUGCUUGUACACUACUGCUGCUAAUUCUGUUCGGUGGUUACAUUGUGGCGCCUGAUGCCAUCCCCUCGUUUUAUCUUUGGAUAUAUUGGUGGAAUCCUUUUGCUUGGGCUUAUCGUGCUUUGGUGAUCAAUGAGUUUCGUAGUUCACGAUGGGAUGAUCCAGACGCGACGCUUGCAGGGAUUGGUUUCGUGUACGGUAUAGAUUCUAGGCCAUUUGAACAGGACUGGCUGGGGUAUUGCUUCCUUUAUAUGACCAUUUACUUUUUCGGUUGCGUAGUUCUGACGGCUGUGAGUCUUGGCUACCGUCGGAGGGUCAAUGUACCCUUUAAACCUGUGACAUUGUCUUUUGCAGACGUUUGCUACGAAGUCAAAGCUUCAACAAAAAAUGAAACUCUAAAACUUUUGAAUGGUGUCAAUGGAAUUUUCCGAUCAGGACGCAUGUGCGCAUUGAUGGGAUCGAGUGGAGCAGGCAAAACGACAUUGCUGGAUGUGAUUGCUCUAAGAAAAAGGACUGGAUCAGUGACGGGUGACGUUCGGUUGAAUGGAUGGUCACAGGACAAAAUCUCGUUUUGUCGUUGCUCUGGAUACGUUGAGCAAUUUGACGUCCAGUCACCGGAGCUGACGGUUCGGGAGACAAUUCUGUUCUCUGCUCGGCUCCGCCUCGAUCGCGAUGUCGUCACAAGCGAAGAGGACCGGGAGGCUUUCGUCGACCAAGUCAUUGACGAUAUGGAACUUCUUCCUUUGGCUGAUUCGUUAGUUGGUAGUGACGAGGGAAUCGGUCUAAGUUUUGAGCAAAAGAAGAGGUUAUCAAUUGCGGUUGAACUCGCGGCUUCACCGUCUGUCGUCUUCCUGGAUGAGCCUACGAGUGGUUUAGACGCCCGAAGCGCUCUACUUGUGGUAAGGGCGCUACGCAAUAUUUCAGACAAAGGGCAAACCAUCGUCGCAACUAUUCAUCAACCAUCGUCAGCGAUUUUUGAGAUGUUUGACGAAUUGUUGUUGUUGAAACGAGGUGGGCAGGUUGUUUUUCAAGGAGACUUGGGAAAAGAUUGCUCGCGUUUAGUGAACUAUUUUGAAAAUUUGGGGGCAACAAAGAUCGAACUCGGGGAAAAUCCUGCGAACUGGAUGCUUCGGGUAAUUACAUCGGAAGACAUGGGUGAUCUUGCGCAAAAGUACGUCGAGUCAAAGGAGUACGCACUCCUGCGUAAAGAUCUGGAUGAAAUCAAGGCUGUCCAAGAUCCCGAGUUAAAAAUUGAGUACAAAGAUGAAUUUGCUGCCAGCAAGGCUGUACGACAGCUACUUGUCAACGGACGCCUACGCUUGAUCUAUUGGCGGUCACCAGCAUACAAUCUAUCUCGCUUGAUGGUAUCUAUGGUGAUUGCCUUUGUUCUAGGAUCGGUCUUUAUUCUUGUCCGGCAUCCAGAAAUCUACACCGAAGUGGAGAUGCGCUCCCGCCUGUCCGUAAUCUUUCUAACGUUCAUUAUCACCGGUAUCAUGGCCAUUCUUUCGGUAAUCCCCGUCAUGACCAAGAUUCGGGAGAUGUUUUAUCGCCACCAAGAUUCAGGAAUGUACGAUAGUGCCGCCAUUGGUUGGGCCCUCGGUUCGGCUGAGAAGCUUUUCAUUGUUCUGGCCACCACCAUCUUUACGGUUGUCUUUUUGAGCGUAGCGGGUAUGACCAAGUCGUUGCGUGGAUUGUUUGGGUUUUGGGGAUUCUUCACGUUCAACUUUGCGAUAUACUCCUACUUUGGACAGGCUUUCGUUUGUUUGGUUGAGAAUCCUGCAACGGCAUUAAUUUUGUCGAGUGUCUUUAUCGGCCUCAAUAACUUCUUUGCCGGUUUAAUUGUGCGUCCGCAACUGUUGGUUGGUUCGUUUUUUGCCUUUCCAUUUUACAUCACGCCCGGUCAAUACGUCUACGAAGGUAUGGUGACCAGUUUGUACAAGGGCAGUCCCAAAAUUGUAACGGCCGAUGUGGGCGGAGGCUUUUUCGAAUACUUGGUGGACACGGGCGUGUGUGUUCCGCAACAGCCAGAGCCGUGUCAGGGGACCGUGUCCGACUUUAUCGACGUCUUUUUCGGCGGCGUCUUUACGGACGAUCAUAUUUCUCGCAACGCACUGAUUCUGGGCGGUAUAUUGAUCUUGACACGAGUCUUGACCUUUGCCGGUCUCAAGUACAUUCGUUAUAAUUAGCUUACAUAACCGAAAAUACGUGAACACAGUG